GGCUGCCAGCUGUUACCAUAUCACUCUUUCUCCCUCCUCUCUUCACCUCUCUUUCUCUCUCUUCAUCUUUUUCUGCUCACUGUUAUUCUCCGAUUAGGGUUUCCAUUUUCCGAUCCAUUCUUCACAACUACCACCGUAACUCCUUUCUCUUUCACUCUCUCUCCUCUUACUCGAUAUUAAGCUUGGAGUUGGAGGUAAUAGUUUGCAUCAUCUCUAUGUGCGGCCGUUUGGCUUUUCACGAGCAUCAAUUUGGUUCUCUUGUGUAAAAACUCAAUGUCACCAAAGGGCUAGAAAGUUAUGGGCCGUUAUCAGGAUGCUAAUUAUUAUAGAGGUUCUUUGUGCUAUCGGUUAAUUUUAUUUGUCAUCUGGCUUCCUAAUUUCCUAGAUGUGACAGCACAAGAAGUACAUGCUGACCAUAAGCGAACUACUUCUCUGGGAGUCUUAGCUAGUGAACCUACUUCUGGAGACACUGGACUCUUUGAACCUAUAGAAAUAUCACCUGCUGUCAUACCUAAAGUUCCAUUUCCCACCGAGUCUGGCCCACCAAUGUAUCCUAUUCCUAGUUUCCCUUCCAGAUAUGAACCAGUUUUAACUGGUAAAUGCCCUGUAAACUUUUCACUACCAGAAAUAUCAGAAAUCCUCGAUAGAACAGCAUUUGAUUGUGCUGUACCUUUGGCAUCCCUUGUAGGGAAUGUAAUAUGUUGUCCACAGUUUAGUAGCUUAAUCCACAUCGUCCAGGGUUUGUUUGGCAGGAAAUCUAAUAAUCUGGUUUUGCCAAAUACAGUUGCCGAUCAUUGUUUUUCCGAUGUUAUUAGUAUUCUAGCCAGCAGGGGGGCAAAUAGUUCACUCUCCACACUUUGUUCCAUUAAAUCAUCUAACUUUACAGGCAGGUCAUGCCCUGUGAAGGAUCAUGCUACUUUUGAAAGAACGGUUAACACAAGCAAAUUAGUUGAGGCCUGCAGAACUGUUGAUCCACUAAAAGAGUGCUGCAGACCUGUUUGUCAGCCUGCAAUUAUGGAUGCCACACUUCAGAUUUCUGGCAGACAAAUGAUGAUCAAUAAUGAUGACCAUAUGGCUGGGGAAAUGAAUCACACUGAUUAUCUAAAUGAUUGUAAAGGCGUAGUUUAUUCAUAUCUCUCCAAACAACUAUCAAUUGAGGCCGCAAAUAAAGCAUUCCGGAUACUAUCUGCCUGCAAAGUCAACAAAGUUUGUCCUUUGACUUUUACGGAGCCUUCAGAUGUAAUUGCUGUAUGUCAGAAUGUAGCUGCCCCUAGUCCUUCCUGCUGCAGUUCAUUAAACACAUAUAUUGCAGGGAUACAAAAACAAAUGUUAGUUACCAAUAAACAAGCUAUAAUAUGUGCAACACAAUUUGGAUCUAUGUUACGCGGAGGUGGGGUGAUGACAAAUGUCUUUGAGCUUUGUGAUGUUGAUUUGAAAGAUUUCAGCAUACAAGCAUACAGACAAGAUGUAGGAUGUCUACUUCGAAGCUUGCCUGGAGAUGUGAUAUUUGACAAUUCAACAGGCGUUAGUUUUACAUGUGAUUUAAAUGACAAUAUUCCUGCACCCUGGCCCUCAUCAUCUUCAUUUACAUCUCUAUCACUCUGUGCACCUGAGAUGUCAUUACCAGCAUUACCAAUUUCACAGUCAUUGAAAAACAUUGGUUGUAAUUCUGCUGGAGUGGGAUUGCUUGCAAUUAUAUUUUCAUUUUUCAUCAGUACGGUUGUACUGAGAUUUUAGGAUUUUGAAGUGUGCCAGGAAGGCAUUUCAAAGUGCCAAUGGUGUGGGUUUUGCAUGUAUAUUUUUUAACGGCCUCAUUGUAUAGCAGCAUCCUUUGCCCCCCUUUCCGCGUGUCCUUUGCUUGUAUGAUCAUGCCUGAGUUAGUGCUUAUUUUAUUUAGGAUCCAUAUGUGCUGUGAAGGGUUCAAUUGUUUUCGUGAUGAAAUGCAGCCAAGCAAGUAUCAAAAUUAGCACACCGAACUUCUGCUUCCAAUACACAAUACCAUUAUCAAGGUUCGGUAAGCCAAGAUGAGACGUUGAUUCGAGUGGUAAAGCUUGAUUUUUCAAAAUGGAAAAGACUGUCUAAUCAAUUAAACAAAAUUUGGCAAUUAAAGGGUUUUAUUGGUAGAGACAAUCUGGUGCCUCUAAGAAAUUCAUCUAAAGUAUAAGAGUAAUUUGUGAACCACAAGUCUUGUAUAAUAGUCCGAGUGGACUUCUGUAAAUAAACAUCAAAAUGCAAAGAAAUUGUGUUUACCCAUAGUUUAGGAUGGAAAUAUUUGGAUGAGGAUUUUGAAAGGGAAAGUGUUUGAAGGAAAAUUAAUAUUUUGA
Molecule: messenger RNA, 2324 nt
Organism: Medicago truncatula (barrel medic)
Lineage: Eukaryota; Viridiplantae; Streptophyta; Magnoliopsida; Fabales; Fabaceae
Exons: 8
Coding region: 298-1737 (479 amino acids)
Cellular component (GO): plasma membrane
Source: RefSeq, a predicted model, not a curated record